AUGGAGGUGGGCAAUGCAUUGCAGUAUUUAUUGAUAGGCUACAAAAUAUCGUUCAUCGCUGGGUUACUUUGCUUAGUUAUUGCAAAAUGCUUUCUGCCUGAGUUCCUUCAAUAUGGUAAAACACUAAGUGCCAGAGCAGAGGAACGAGACGGAAGAUUAAUCUCCCUUUCUGGACUUGUCUAUUUAACUAUGCCAAAAUCAUCUUUCUCUCAUUUUUAUUAUCUCUCGUCGGCACUGUCGAUCAUUACUCUGACUACUUACCCACGUUCGUCACUUACAUGGUUAAUAUUACUACACUCACUAAGAAGACUCUAUGAAACCAAAUAUGUUUCUAAAUAUGCAGCUCAUUCCCGAAUGAACUGGUCGCAUUACGUGGUAGGUCUGUGGUUUUACGCAAGUUUACAUUUGAUAUUGAAUGCCAAGCUUGCAUCCAACAGUAUCCCGGUGUCAUUGAACCCAGUCGCAACAUUGAUUUUUUUGAUGGCGUCAAUUGAACAAUACAAGAAUCAUCAUAUCUUGUCUAACCUAACUAAAUACAGUCUCCCCGAGAAGGGUAUGUUCACAAUUGUUUGCUGUCCGCAUUACUUGGACGAGAUUCUCAUCUACGUCUCUUUGGUCGUUUACAAUCGCGAGUUCGCCUGGCCAUUAAUAUGGGUAGCAUUAACUCUCACUACGUCUGCUCUCGAAACUCAAAAAUACUAUAACGCCAAGUUCAAAGACACAAACCGUAUACCCUCAUACGCCAUUGUGCCUUAUGUUGUGUAA
This is a messenger RNA of Zygotorulaspora mrakii, 765 nucleotides long. RefSeq names its product putative polyprenol reductase (gene DFG10). Gene Ontology annotation, molecular function: 3-oxo-5-alpha-steroid 4-dehydrogenase activity. The coding region runs from base 1 to 765 and encodes 254 amino acids. NCBI's taxonomy places the organism in Eukaryota, Fungi, Ascomycota, Saccharomycetes, Saccharomycetales, Saccharomycetaceae. The transcript has a single exon. Gene Ontology annotation, biological process: polyprenol catabolic process; dolichol-linked oligosaccharide biosynthetic process. The record is from RefSeq and is a predicted model, not a curated record. Gene Ontology annotation, cellular component: endoplasmic reticulum.